AUGGUUGGUACCGUAGAAAAUACUUUAUUUGAAGAUGGUGAUGGGGCAAAUACAUUUUGUGCUUUUAACCCAACUCAAGCUGAAGAAACUUAUUCAAUGGUCACUGCUAAUCGCUUUUGGUCCCAAAUCUUUGGUGGGAGACCAAGAGAUGCUUGGACGAAAGUCUGUUGGAGACAGAAACAACCCAAUCGAAUUGACUACAGCAGAAGAUGGGAAGGUGAUGACGUUUCGACGAUGUUUGUCACAAACAUUCCAGGCGGAUCUUCAAAAGAGGAGAUUGAAAGGAUGUUUCAGAAUCAUGGUGAUGUGAGAGAUAUAUACAUGGUGACCAAAAAAGAUUCUAGCCAUCGGAAUUUCGCCUUCGUUAGAUUUAGGGAUAUCGCAGAUGAAAGUUGA
Messenger RNA from Lactuca saligna, 396 nucleotides. NCBI's taxonomy places the organism in Eukaryota, Viridiplantae, Streptophyta, Magnoliopsida, Asterales, Asteraceae. The record is from the annotation of a GenBank genome assembly.